AUGCAAUCACACACUUUCACCCGAACUCGAGGUGUACCUGUUGUUAUAAACGGUAGCGUCUCCCACAAUAGAUUACAUGACAUUCAGCCAUCCACUUCCCGACAGUUGCCUAGAUCUGUUUCUUUAGCACCCCGUCUUAGGAAUGGCGAACAGUUUGAUGCUUCGCUUCCACCGACCUACUGUCCAAGGUUUCAUGAUGAGGCAUCAGUACGUCGGAUGACUUAUCGAAGAGUUGCAGCCACUGAUAUGAUGGUAUCAAAAAUUGGCUUCGGUGGAGCAGCGAUUGGGGGGAUGUUCGGCAACAUAGAAGAUUCAAUAACUCAAAUUGUUGAAACUGCUUUACGGAAAGGAAUCAACUUCAUUGAUACGGCUUACUGGUAUGGGCAAGCUAGAAGUGAAUCAAUUUUAGGAAAAGUUCUUUCAAAAGUUCCCAGGAAGACUUAUUACAUAAGUAGCAAGGUUGGAAGGUUUGAGCUCGACUACGCUAGAACCUUCGACUUCCGCGCUGACAAAAUUCUAGAAUCCUUAACAAAUAGUUUGAAACGAUUAAAACUCACUUAUAUCGAUGUUUGCUUUGUACAGAUUCAUGACGCUGACUUCGCUCCAAACGAAAAUAUCAUUUUGUAUGAAACGUUACAAGCACUUGAAAUGGCUAAACAUUCGGGAAAAAUUCGCUAUAUAGGUCUUACGGGAUAUCCACUUAAGAAAAUGGCUUCUAUCAUUGAGUUCUCGGCUACCCGUAUUGAUGUGGUGAUGACAUACUGCCAUGGAGCGUUGAAUGAUAACUCCUUGGGCGAAUACAUGUCAUUCUUCCAGUCUCGCAACAUUGGCGUUUUCAACUCUUCGCCAUUGUCUAUGGGAUUGCUUACUGAGAAAGGACCGCCACCUUGGCAUCCAGCCAGCGAGAUAAUCAAAGAAACGUGCCUCGCAGCUACUCAAUAUUGCAUGUCCAAAAACAUAAGCAUAGAAAAGUUAGCCCUAGAGUAUGCUUUCAAUAUGCCUGGAUGCCACAGCUGUCUAGUAAGUAUGGAUAGCAUCAAACAGGUGAUAGAAGAUCUUGAAAUAUGCACGACUACGGUUUUAACGGACAUUGAGCAGAGAGUGAGAGAUCGAAUUAUGCGCAGGUACUUGGAUCGUUUGGAGAAUGCUGGUUGGGAAGGUGUAGAUGUAACCCAAUAUUGGAAACGUUUAAAAAAAUUAGGUCUGACAGCGAUGGCAACACAUAGACAUUCAAGUGUUGAAAGCCUAGCUAGUACAUUGAAUGGCUUAUCAAUGUUUUCAUCACCUAGCAGCAGUGAGCUCAGAACACCGAAAAGAACACCGAAGCGAAUGUGA
Messenger RNA from Auanema sp. JU1783, 1335 nucleotides. The record is from the annotation of a GenBank genome assembly. NCBI's taxonomy places the organism in Eukaryota, Metazoa, Nematoda, Chromadorea, Rhabditida, Rhabditidae.